GUCAGACACAUCAUCCUUCGUCGAUCCAGUAUUUCUUGCAAGAUUUGGUCUUUCCCGGGUUAAUUUGAUCGAUUAUUUUCUCCAUCCUCUCAACCCUUUCCGGACGCCAAACAAUACGAGCAAUGAAGUCUUGACGAUGCAGGGGAUAAGCAUUGAAUUGUUGAUGCAACCUAGUUUCGGCCAUAUUCCUCUCUCUCCAAUGGCAGCAGAGGAGGCAUAUGCCAAAAAUCUGUCGAAACUGACAGGAGAUCAGUAUGAAUUGCUUCCACCACCCGAUCCCAAUGAUCUUGAACAAUACACUCUACCGUCGCCUUUGUACACAAUACGUCAUGUCAUUCGGACAAAUGUCAAUAGUGUGAAGGUUUUGGGAAUUUAUUACGUGGUUGAAGGGGUAAUUUACAAGAGUCCAGCUAUACGAUCGUUGAUGAAAUCCAAUGUCUCCAGGACACUAGAUGGCUUGGCAGGUAUGGCUUCUAUUGUUUUUGAGAGAGCAACACAACUCACCGUUGCAAGGGUCGCACGGUACUGUUCCAUCAUAGGCCCGCCAUCUUGUUUUUGUUUUUGAAUGGUAUUCGGUUCGACUGSACAUCACACUUGGGGCAGUGACUGACAGAUAACUGGUUUUAUUUCGUUUUUUGGUUGCUUCGAUGUCACUACAGGGGCUUGUUCUGCGCUCAGUGUUUGCGCUCGUUAUCUUCCAUCAACCGGAUAUACCUGGUUGUUUAAUGAAAACGAGGACGUCAACAAGUCGAAGAACRAUGUCGAUGCUGUCGAUCCGGUUGUCUCACUUAUGAAAUUGAACAAACGAAUGAAGCGACGUAAAAUCCUCGACAACCGUAAGGCUGGGGAACGAAACGAGGCAGAAGAAGAAGGACUCCGUGCAUCUGCAGCGAUUGAUCAAAUAUUAGUGCGUCUGAGCAAGAAUUCRCAUUUUACUGCGGCCACAAGCAUAGAUGACGAUAGAACCUCUACGAACAUUCCACAAUAUCAGGGUGGUACAAUAGCUGUGGCAGAGCCAACUUCAUCGAAUGAUCGGACCACUACCACGGGUGUCCUUGCGUCGUCGUCGCUGAACGUCAAAUAGGCUUUAAARGCAUUCGCGCAUUAUCACAAUUGAAU
This is a messenger RNA of Pseudo-nitzschia multistriata, 1119 nucleotides long. Lineage: Eukaryota; Bacillariophyta; Bacillariophyceae; Bacillariales; Bacillariaceae. The record is from the annotation of a GenBank genome assembly.